CAAUUCGUCCCGCGUGUCUACCCGAGAUCACUCGCCAGCAUAAUGUCUAGAGGAGGGCGAGGUGGAGGAAGGGGAGGGGGGCGCGGGGGAUUCGGAGGAAGGGGAGGGUUUGGUGCGAACAGCCUUCCACCAAUGGGCUUGACCUUCGCCGACAUUCAAUCCCUGUCUCGAGAAGCAACUGCUCUCUAUCCUCCUCUGGACCCCUUGCCAGUGCUCACAGAAUACACUGACGAGGAAAAGAGAAUAUGCGAGCUGCAGAUCGGCUUCUCCACGCGCCUACGCCAGUCUGCGUAUUAUAUUGUUGAACCCACCAAAUCUACAGAGCUUUCUCGGUACUCGGACAAGUACCGCCCGUCGCCAGCCUCACAGCCCAAACUGAGACGGGAGGACUUGCAUCAGCCUUUCUUCCCACAAGAUGUAUUCGAAGGUUACUUCAAUCCUAAAAAGCGGAAGGCUUCUGACCUAAAAGGACCGAAGAAGCGCAUCAAUUUGGACAACCUGGGCGAUGACGCCGAGGAACAGGAGAAGUCCGGCGAUGAGCGCUCAGAGGCUGGCUCGCAAGCCCCGCAGUCCGACUACGAUGUCGAUGAGGAGUACGACAACGAUUACGCUGAGAAUUACUUCGAUAACGGCGAAGGAGACGACGCCGAUGAUCUUGGAGGUGGUGGAGGAGAAGAUGGAGGGGGAGGUGGAUAUGAUAUGGAAUGAUUACCAAGUUCUGUUGGUACACCGAAUGAGAUCUGUGGCAAUUUUUUGCUGUCACAACAGGAUGUUCCUGGUCUGUAACGUGUUGUCAGAAUACACCAGGUUUCAAGGCGUCUCCGUC
This is a messenger RNA of Postia placenta MAD-698-R-SB12, 826 nucleotides long. RefSeq lists its product as hypothetical. NCBI's taxonomy places the organism in Eukaryota, Fungi, Basidiomycota, Agaricomycetes, Polyporales, Adustoporiaceae. Gene Ontology annotation, cellular component: RNA polymerase III complex. Bases 43 to 708 code for a protein of 221 amino acids. Gene Ontology annotation, biological process: transcription by RNA polymerase III. The transcript has 6 exons. The record is from RefSeq and is a predicted model, not a curated record.